Gloeophyllum trabeum ATCC 11539 is the source of this 2112-nucleotide messenger RNA. RefSeq lists its product as uncharacterized. Gene Ontology annotation, molecular function: DNA binding; zinc ion binding. The record is from RefSeq and is a predicted model, not a curated record. Lineage: Eukaryota; Fungi; Basidiomycota; Agaricomycetes; Gloeophyllales; Gloeophyllaceae. Bases 1 to 2112 code for a protein of 703 amino acids. Gene Ontology annotation, biological process: DNA-templated transcription. The transcript is spliced from 9 exons.
AUGUCUGAACGUCCCUCAUCUCAGGACUCGGAGGACUCGGAGGACGUGGCGACAGCUAUCGGCUCGUUAUCUAUAGGUACUGACGGGCAAGUGAAGUACCACGGAGAGACCGCUGGUUCAGAGACUGAAGGAGCCGAAAUGCACCGGAAGAUCAAAGAUCCGAAAUACCUAGGUCUUCCCUAUGAGCUCUCCGAGCUCGCGAAUGCCUUCCCUUUCGGCCUGCGGGACUGUCCCUACACUAAGCAGCACUUUAUUCCUUUCCUGCCGAAGAGGGAGCAGACCAUGAGAUUGGCGGAUUUGUACUAUGCAAAUGCGGCGUGGAUGUAUGACCCAGUUGUGCAAGACGAAUUUAUGUGCGAUAUUCUGCCGGCCAUCCUUUUUGACGGCUCGGGCACAGCAAUAAAUGUCGACGCAUUGCAUCCGCACCGGCUUUCGGUAUUCUUUAUGGUACUGGCAACGGGCACGCUUUUCGACGACAGUAUUGAGUCUGCGACCAUCGUCGCGGAGCAGUAUCACGCUCUGGCUUGCGCAGCCCUAUCUUUGAAGUCUAUACUUGACGAAGCUAGUACGACAGCGGUGCAGGCUUUGUUUAUGCUUGUCCAUUUUGUCUUCCUUUCUGAUCGGGGUGGUAACGAACGAAGAUGGCUUUUGUGUGGUAUAUGUAGCCGGAUUGCUCAAAUCGUACAACGGGACAGUGCGGGGUGGAACCUCGAGCCUGCGGAAGUUCAACGGCGGCGUGUUCUUUUCUGGGAGUUGUUUACUUGGGAUGCGUGGACGGCUGUCGUCAAUGGAAGGCCACCCGCGAUGACCAUACACAGCAUAGAUGCGCGCUUCCCAGAAGAUAAUGAUCCUGCGACUAAGGUCUCGGGAGAAGUGGAGCUAGGCUUUCAUGCAUGGAAGUUCCGAUACUCGGCUACCUGCCUGUCUGGUUCAGUCGAUCAUGUCUUCAACAUCAGACAUUCGUCAUAUUCUGCACUGCUGGACCUCGAUCGCAAGAUCCGUACUUUUCCUGUACCAUCGCAUCUUCAGGCACCUGUCGAAGGGUCUGAAGCAGGGCGUUCCUGGUCCGCUGAUUCCGUCAGAGCUUUGCAGCAAUACUGUAUCCUAUGCGAGAAGGAGUCGAUGCUCAUGUACAUCCACCGCAGUUACUUCGCCCAGGCUGUGAAGAACGAUUCCAUUAAUCCCCUUGCGCACAAAUACGCUUCUUCGGUCGUCUCCGCCUAUCGCAGUGCCCUACGGCUGAUAUCAAGUUUGAGAGGGUUAUAUUCCAUACACCCCGCCAAGACCGGGCGGGUGUGGUUCUUUUGGUCGAAUUGCUUCUCCGCUUGUAUCAUCCUCGGCGCUCUCAUCGUCGAGGCGCCAGGAUGCGAACUGGCGUCGAACGCUUUGCAGGAAUUUGAUCAAGCAUAUACCUUCUACGAAGAAGGAUCGCGCUAUUGUAGACCGCCAGCAACCAUGACAACACUUGACAAACUCCGACAACGGGCGCAUGUUGCAUUCCACGCCAUGCGAACAGGAGCGGUGACCGCUGGUGCAGUCAACGGCUCUAGACGUUCCCCGUAUCGCUCAUCUCAGGGCCUGGACGAGUUAGAGGUUCUGGAAGGUCGCAAGUCCGUAAUUGCGAGGAGUCGAUCGCCGUCGCAAUCGCCUUCGAGUCAGGCUGCCAUUCCGCAUUUCCCAGAGUCCGAAGUACGGAGUCAAGGCGGGCACAUGCCCACGCUUCCCUCCCAUUCCAUUACCGAUGGUACCAUGGGCCGGCCGUUUAUCAACCAGUUCGGGGAUACUCAUCCCUCCAUGGUCGGAUUUUAUCAAGGGUACGAGGGUAUGGACUAUGAGGUUCCUGCUGGUCGCUACGCCGCACAUCACGACUAUCAUCAAGUCCCCGGACCCUCUAUGGAUAGAAGGCCGUCUACCGGUGGUCAUAGUCAUAACUAUGGCUCGCAGGCUAUCAUGCCUCCCCCGCCUCAUCAAGCAGCAUCUACUUCUUACGGUGCUGCAGGGUCGGGCCCUCAUCACCAGGCACAGUACCAGUACGCUCCUCACCCUGGUGUUAUGCCCAGUAGGAACCAAGACGAAGUGUGGCGGAACUUCGUCGACCAUCUUGAUCUAUAG